UUCAAACUAGUCGUUUAAGAUAAAGAAGUUUCAAAUAUAAAUCUUAAUGACUUUUUAAUGAAACUCUCCCUCCUACUUUUAGCUCUGCCUGCGAUGUAUUUUUGAUCGACAGUGCAGUUCACUUUGUUUGUCGCUCGAGGGAAACGGAAAGGUAGAUAUAGUUAAGUCACAGCUUUGACAUCAGCGUUUUAUGAAUUAAACAUGAAUUGCGUAUGAUUUUACAGUAAAUGCAAAAUUGUGUAAAGUACGAAACUAACCAUUACCGUGCAACUUCGAUAUAAUUGAUCCAUAUAAGUAGGAAAUAACUCUGAAGUAACAAUUUGCAGUGCGAGCGUGUUAGUCUAGUAUUUCACGUUCAUAUAUCGACAUCAAAUAUUUAGAGGAAAGUAUGAAAGUUGAGUUGUGAAAAAUAUACUCCUUAUAUACGAAUUCUUGGAGUGAAUUCUCUUCUUAGAGAGAAGAACAUUUUCAAAGUAAUCGAAAGUAACGAAACAAAUUGUAAACGAUAAAAUAAGAUUUUGCAAUGGAUCGUGAGAUGUGGCAACCGAAGGACAAGACUUCGAACAAUGGUGGUCAGAUACGACGAUUUUACGCUGGGAAGAGGAUUUUACUCACAGGAUGCACUGGUUUCUUCGGGACGGGAAUUGUUGAGAAACUUUUAUACACAUGUACGGAUAUUGAUAAGAUUUAUCUGAUGGUCAGGUCUAAGCAAAAUAUGACGAUGGACGAGAGAAUAAAUAAAUACUUCGAAGAUACUGCGUUCGACAGAUUGCGCAAAACAAAUCCUAAUUUCAUGAAAAAGGUGCAACCGAUUUACGGCGAUUUGCUAAAAGAAAACAUGGACAUUUCGCUGGAAGACUAUCAGCUGUUAACAAAGAACGUCGACAUAAUAAUUCACAAUGCAGCUGAAGUAUCCUUCGUCGCCAAAGUGUCUAACAUCUUGAAGAUAAACGUGAUGGGUACCAAGUACAUGCUCGAUUUGGCGGCAAAAUGUUCUCGUUUGAAAGCGUUUAUAUAUGUUUCAACGGCGUACUCUCAUUCGUACAACAAACGAAUCGAAGAGAAAUUGUACGCGCCCCCGUGCGAUUUGAAAGUUGUCGAGGACAUGAUACGGAGCGAUGAAGCAACACCAAACGGAAUUAGCGAGCAAUCGGUGCGCGAUAUAUUAGGAAAAUGGGUGAACACGUACACUUUCAGUAAAUCCAUUGCUGAAAGCCUCGUCGAUGACUUCUCACGAAAAACAUCGGUUGUUUGCUCGAUCUAUAGACCUUCGAUAGUCGUAGCAUCAUACGAGGAGCCAAUCCAAGGGUGGAUCGGAAACAACAAAGGACCUGCGUUGUUGCACAUUUUGAUAGGCAUGGGUUUGCUACACGUUUUACCCAUAAACGAAGAUACAGUCAUUGAUUUUGUUCCUGUUGACGUGGGAGUGAACGCUCUUCUAGCAUCGAUCUGGGAUUUAAUGUCGCACAAGAAACCGACAGGAACACACGUGUACAAUUGCGGUUCGUCGGUUUGGAAGCCUGUAUAUAUUCAAACGAACUAUACAUUGUUCUUCAAGGUGGUAGAAAAGUAUCCAUUCAGUAAAAUGGUUUGGUAUCCAUUCGUCAUAUUAGCUCGCAAUCUGUACAGUUUUAUUUUGCUUCAUCUACUGUUUCACCUUAUCCCUGCUGCGUUGUGUGAUGCAGUUCUGUACGUUAUUGGAAAGGAAACGAAAGCCUUCAAGCUAGCAUGGAAGGUGACAACCUUCCUCUCACCCAUAUACUACUUCUGCACUGGUAACUGGGCUGUGGAAGUGCAAAAUACUCAGGAUAUCCUCACCUACAUGAAUCCUGCUGAUUACAAAGAUUUCUUUUUCGAUUUUGCAAGAGUCGGUGCGGACGAUGUUAUUUAUCGGUACAUGCAUAGUGUCAGAUCGGUUUUAUUGAAUGAGAAACCGGAAAUGCUUCCUGCUGCUAAGAAAAGAUAUAAGAACUUAAAGAUAGCACACUAUACCGUCUGCACGUUUGCUGUUCUUUUUAUAGUAUUCUUUGUUUACAAAAGUAUGUGCAGUUAUUGUUAAAAAUGUUGAAAUAAAUAUA
Molecule: messenger RNA, 2078 nt
Organism: Megachile rotundata (alfalfa leafcutting bee)
Lineage: Eukaryota; Metazoa; Arthropoda; Insecta; Hymenoptera; Megachilidae
Product: putative fatty acyl-CoA reductase CG5065
Biological process (GO): long-chain fatty-acyl-CoA metabolic process
Cellular component (GO): peroxisome
Molecular function (GO): alcohol-forming very long-chain fatty acyl-CoA reductase (NADP+) activity
Source: RefSeq, a predicted model, not a curated record